Molecule: messenger RNA, 2223 nt
Organism: Sorghum bicolor (sorghum)
Lineage: Eukaryota; Viridiplantae; Streptophyta; Magnoliopsida; Poales; Poaceae
Product: probable serine/threonine-protein kinase PBL8
Exons: 7
Coding region: 570-1826 (418 amino acids)
Biological process (GO): protein phosphorylation
Molecular function (GO): protein kinase activity; ATP binding
Source: RefSeq, a predicted model, not a curated record
GGAGCUGCCGUGCCCUGACUGCGCUUUUUAAGGGAUCCACCACCCCUCCUCCCCCACCGUUCCUUUUCUCCACCAUUGAAGCACACUCUGAUCCUCACUCCGCUCACUGUCACACGCACGCACUACACUCACAACUCAUCCGCAGUCACAAGCUCGCCUGCUGCUCCCUCCCUCAGUCCGGUUGAGGAGGCGUUGCUGCUGCUCCUGCCUGCUGGCUACCCUGCCCUGUUCGCUCUUCCGUUCCGCGGCGCAUCCCACAGGAAGGGAGGAUCACACAGCUUUGCUCUUGCUCGGCUGCUCCUGGCUCCCUUGUGGCCUUGUCCCGUCCACCAAAGAAGGAAACGCCCAGCCGGCAACUCUAGCCGUCGUCUAUCUCGUCUCGUCUCGUCUCGUAUCAUCGGAGUCGAAGGACGGAAGAGGUGGAUGGGAUGAAGCGACCUACCAAGAAUGAGAGGCUGGGCUACUCCUGGCACAAGUAGAGGACGAACCCCAGCAGCAGCCGAGCCACAGGGAGGAGGAGGAGGAGGAGGAGGAGGAAGAGAUGGGCAACUGCGGCACGCGGGAGGAGAAUGCCGUCGUCGCGGCGCACGCGCAAGGUGCGGCGCUUCGAAUUCCAUCAAAAUUUCGUCUUGGUGGAUUGUUCGUCAGUUCAGCAGCUCCACUUGUUACAACAUCCUCUCAAGAACGCCAAUGCAGAUAGGAAGCACACCCGCACCUCAUCAGAUAUAAGUGAUCCUUCCACACCUAGGAAUGUUGAAGAUGCCAAGAACAUUUCCAUAUACAACGAUGUGAUUGCCUUCACAUUGUUUGAGCUAGAGACAAUCACAAAGAGCUUCCGUGCUGAUUAUGUUCUUGGCGAAGGAGGAUUUGGGACCGUUUACAAGGGUUACAUAGAUGAAAAUGUCAGGGUUGGGCUGAAAUCACUGCCUGUUGCAGUCAAGGUGCUCAACAAAGAUGGACAUCAAGGGCACAGAGAAUGGCUUACCGAAGUUAACUGCCUGGGGCAGUUGAGGCAUCCAAAUUUGGUGAAGUUGAUUGGAUAUUGCUGUGAAGAUGACCAUCGGCUGCUUGUCUACGAGUUCAUGUUUCGAGGAAGUCUAGAAAACCACUUAUUCCGAAAGACAGCUACACCAUUACCCUGGGGUACUAGGAUGUCAAUCGCACUGGGAGCUGCUAAAGGGCUUGCUUGCCUCCACAAUGCUCAAAGGCCUGUAAUCUACAGAGAUUUCAAGACAUCAAAUAUUCUGCUGGACUCUGAUUAUACUGCUAAACUGUCUGACUUUGGCCUGGCAAAAGCUGGCCCUGAAGGUGAUCAGACGCAUGUAUCAACAAGGGUGAUGGGAACCUACGGUUAUGCUGCCCCUGAAUAUGUGAUGACUGGUCACUUGACUGCUAGAAGUGAUGUCUACAGCUUUGGCGUUGUCCUUCUGGAGCUCUUGACAGGGCGCAAGUCAAUUGACAAAUCACGGCCCAGCAGGGAGCAGAGCCUGGUUGACUGGGCCCUCCCCAAACUCAAUGACAAGAGGAGGCUUCUCCAGAUCAUUGACCCAAAACUGGAGGGGCAGUAUUCGGUCAGAGCUGCUCACAAGGCCUGCAGCCUUGCAUUCUACUGCUUGAGCCAGAACCCCAAGGCUAGGCCGCUUAUGAGUGACGUCGUCGAAACCCUCGAACCAUUGCAGGGCAGCAGUGGGAGUGACGGAUCCGGUCAGUCUUCUGGCCUUCCUGACUAUAGAGGCCGCCGCAGGCUAACCGGGAACAGUGUUCACUUCAGGGCCAUCCCAAACCCCAAGUGCUCCCCUGCUGUCCCGGCUUGCAGAGUGCGGUGAUGGUGCUGUGUUUCAGUUGAAGCUGCUGGGAUAGUAGGUUCAGUUGUAUAUUUCGACCAUGGGUGGUGACUGGUGUGGGUGCAUGUGUGCGCUUGGUGGGUUUUCGGUUUCUCAGGGUUUUGGCCAGCGUUUUGAUGUGUAAAUUUGAUCUGCUGCUGCUUUGUAAGGCCCUCUAAUUUUCACUGUGGUCUUAUGUAUCCUUGACUGAGCGAGCCCCUGCCGAAACUGGCGGGUUCAGGAUUAACCCUAGAAAUGAAAGGCUGAACUAAGAGCGGUUGGAUGGUUGGUAUGGGCAUAUGGUGCUGUUGUCCAUAUGUGAGGAAUCAAUUAAUCUGUAUUGAAUUUCUUGGCAAGUUUUCUCUUGUUUGGCAUCCUGCCAUAGUAGGGAAGAAUUGUA